GCUCUGUUGUGUGAAUGUGAAUCGGAGGCCAGCCAGCCAGCGGCCGCCUCACAAAGCCAGGCGGGGGAGCCCCUCUCUCAGCUACUAAACACACCACCACACCUCCUCCUCCACCACCACCACACCACCUCCACCACAGCAUCACCACCACCGCCUCGCCUCACUGAGAGAGAAGAAAAAAGGACACACACACAGAGAGAGAGUGAGGAGAGAAAUGCUGAAAGGGAUGUAAGAUGGCAGAGCUACAAAUGCUAUUAGAGGAGGAAAUCCCUGCCGGUAAAAGAGCUCUUGUGGAAAGCUACCAGAACCUGUCGCGGGUGGCGGAAUACUGUGAAAACAACUAUGUUCAGGCUCAAGACAAGAAGAAGGCCCUGGAGGAGACCAAGGCCUACACCACCCAGUCUCUGGCCAGCGUAGCCUACCAGAUCAAUGCCUUAGCUAACAAUGUGCUGCAGCUGCUGGACAUCCAGGCCUCGCAACUACGACGCAUGGAGUCCUCCAUCAACCACAUCUCCCAGACGGUGGAUAUCCAUAAGGAGAAGGUGGCACGUCGAGAGAUCGGCAUCCUGACCACAAAUAAGAACACCGCUCGCACCCACAAGAUCAUCGCCCCGGGCAACAUGGAGCGGCCGGUGCGCUACAUUCGAAAGCCCAUCGACUACACACUGCUGGAUGAUGUGGGACACGGCGUCAAACAACAUGGGAACAAUGCGGCAGGAAGAGGAGGGACGCUUUCCAGGACUACCCCACCCACACAGAAACCCCCAAGCCCCCCCAUGGCUGGUCGUGGUACCUUGGGGCGUAACACUCCAUACAAGACCCUGGAGCCAGUGAAGCCUCCGGUGGUGCCCAACGACUACAUGACGAGCCCGGCCCGACUGGGCAGCCAGCACAGCCCUGCACGCACAGCCUCCCUCAACCAGAGGCCACGGACACACAGUGGCAGCAGUGGUGGAAGUGGCGGCAGGGAGAACAGUGGAGGCAGUGGAGUCAGUAUCCCUCUAGCAGUUCCCACCCCGUCCCCUCCCAGUAUGGGGCAAGUGGCGACAUCCUCUGCCUCGGUGCCCCAGGGCCCCGGCUUGGGUCCCAUACCCAUGUCCCAGUUCGGCACCAUCUCCCGCCAGAUCUCCCGUCACAACUCUUCCACCACCUCCUCGGCCUCCAUGGUGUCGGCCACCGGCACCUACCGCCGCGCCCCCUCCGUCUCCUCCCAGCAGCCCCACAUCAACGGAGGCCCCGCCUACCCACAGAACUCAGUGUCUGUGGCUCCUCCGCCUCCUCCUCCAAUGGUCCAGCUGACCCCACAGAUCCCUCUGACCGGCUUUGUGGCCAGAAUGCAGGAGAGCAUAACAGACAGCCCCGCCCCGCCUCCUCCGCCUCCCCCAGAGGACAUGGGUGUGUUUGAGGAGCCCUCCCCGCCUCCUCCACCCCCACCCGUGGACUACGAGGAAGAGGAUGCCGCGAUGGUUCAUUACAGCGAUCCCUACGCCGACGGAGACCCCCACUGGGCCCCCAAGGUUUAUUUAGAGAAAGUUGUGGCCAUCUACGACUACAGCAAGGACAAGGAGGAUGAGCUGUCCUUCAUGGAAGGAGCCAUCAUCUACAUAAUCAAGAAAAAUGACGACGGCUGGUACGAAGGCGUCUCCGGCGGCGUCACCGGACUCUUCCCAGGAAACUACGUGGAGUCGAUCAUGCACUAUGCUGACUAAAAAAAAAAAACUAAAAAAAAAACCACACCCAAAAUGGCACUGCAGUUUGACCAGAGGUAAAACCGUGAAGAUGUACAGAUGUGUGACUGCAGUUCAUACAGCUCCCAUUUUUGAAUGACGUGCCAUGGUGGAUUUUACAAAUGGUUUUCUUUUUUGGGGGGCUUGUGCUUGCACGGUUUUGUUAUGCUCCAAGAAAAAAAAAAAAAAGUCGCACAAAGAAGGAGGGUGCUGAAGCUUUGGACCGGGGUCUGUUAGUUUACACUGUGGACAAAAGGGAGGAGAUAAAAGGCCUUUUUGCUACCGCCGUUACAUCCGCGGUGGUCGGUAGCACUUUCCAAUCUCUUAACAGUCACAUUUUGCCUCACGAGAAAUUACAGAAUAAUUUCAAAGAAUGCCAAGUAAAUCUAGAUUUAGUGUUGAUGUGCAACCAACAUUUUCCAGUAUUACCAGUAUGCAGUAGAUCCAGACAGUGAAGUAUUUCUAGGAUUUCAUGAAUAGAUGAGGCAGUGUAGCAGGAUAAAAUGCUGCGCAGACGCUCCUACCCCUUUAUUUGCACUGUAGACCAGCAGACUGACCCCUUCCCUCCUUUCAAAAAACAUCCAUCAUACCUUAUUAAAAAAAAAAAACUGAGAAGGACAAACAGACAUCAACAAGUGCAUUAGGACACGAGUGAAUGUUCGAUGCCGUCGAUGUCCAAAUCACACAACAUGUUAAAGAGGGACCUGGAGUUGUGUAUUAACUAUGCUCCGUGUCGGUGGGGAUGAUGCUGUUAAAAAGGAUGAACCGAGUGUAUAGAAUGCAUUACAAAAAAAACAAACAGUUUCUUCUUUCUGUUCUCUAACUUGUAUAUAAACCGUAACGUGAGAAGCUGCCAGUAACAGUACAUUUGUCAGUUAGUGUGUUUCAAACCUGUGCGUUUCCAUCAGCGUCGGUGGAGGUGAUGCCAAGAUUGGAUGUCGUUUUUCAAUUUUGAUUAUUUUUUUACUUGAACAUUAAUUUUAUUCAUCACUCACAGUGCCAUUUUUAACUCUUUAUCGGCCAUGUAGAAACAUUUUAUUUUUCUAUGUUCAGUCACCACUAUAUCAUUUUGAUCACUAUAUUCGGUGAUGCUGUCCAGCUACUGUAGCAGAGAUUGCUUCAAAAAAUGUGAAGCAAGAGGAAGGACUAACCUGUAUGUUUCCAUGUUGUUUUCCAUUGUGUUGGAAUAGCUGCACUGAUUAGUUGUCGACGACUGUGAUGACUUGAUGAUUUCCGUCAAUGUUUUAGAUUUUUAUUUUUUUUUUUUUUGCUCUCCAGAAGUAUCAACUAACCUUUACAACUUGUCGUCCGUUCUUUUAGUGGUUUGCUGGUAUGGUGCUUUACAUCGGUG
This is a messenger RNA of Sebastes umbrosus (honeycomb rockfish), 3078 nucleotides long. Its product is annotated as abl interactor 1-like. The coding region runs from base 234 to 1709 and encodes 491 amino acids. The transcript is spliced from 10 exons. The record is from RefSeq and is a predicted model, not a curated record. Gene Ontology annotation, molecular function: SH3 domain binding. Gene Ontology annotation, cellular component: lamellipodium; intracellular anatomical structure. NCBI's taxonomy places the organism in Eukaryota, Metazoa, Chordata, Actinopteri, Perciformes, Sebastidae.